GUGGUGCAGAUAGUAGCGAGAUGGAAGAAAAUAGCAACAAUAACAACAACAAUAACAACAACAAUAAUAAUAAUAAUAGUGGCAGUAGUAGCAACGCAAGCAACGGCAACCCUAUUUAUAGAGAUUUCAAAGCUCUCCACAUGUCUAAUACAAUACAGGAUACACCUUUGGAUUAUAAUACCUCGCAAUCUAGGAGUGGCUAUCAACAGCAACAACAACAACAACAACGUGGUUAUUCCCCAGCUAUGGAGAGACAACAGAAUUAUGAAAAGGAAAUGCAACAGAGGCCACCAUCCGCUAGGGACGAGGAUAGAAGGAUGUCUUGGGAUUAUCUUGAAAAACAGAAUGAUCAACAGAAGGAUUAUUCGAGAACGCGAAACGAUUAUCAGGACACGAUAAAGCAAGAGCCAAAGGACCAAUUGAGUCACGAGUGGGUGUCACUCGUUCCCGAGGUCGAGGUCGGUGGUUCAGCGCCUGGUGGGCCGCAAGUUCGAGCACGCAAAGAUAUACCACGGGGUACCAGAUUCGGUCCUUUUUCCUGCAAGUGGGUGAGCGAGCCUUUCAAUCCCCGUUACGCUUGGGAGGUUCGAAUAGUCGGCAGUGGUGUACGAGGAUGGUUGGACGCUUCUCACGAAAGGAGCAAUUGGUUAAAAUACAUACGCAGUACAGCAACGCCUCAUCUAAUCAAUUUGCGGCAUAUACUUAUUGGAGGAGAGAUAUUAUACGAGACCAUUCGAGACAUCGCAAUUGGUGAAGAGCUCCUACUAGGUCUACGAGAACCUCUCCAAUUACAAGACAUCCUUGGUGAGAAUGCUACCGAAGAUAGAAGCGACAGAGAAACCGCAUCUCAACAUAGCGGUACAGUCGAUGAAGACAGAGAGGACGAAGAGGAGAGCGAGACGAGAUGUACUGUCUGUGACAAACCCUUUCAAGACAUAGAUUUAUUGGACGGACACCUGGUGACUUGUCAUAGAUAUCCAGCUGAUCAACACCGGUGCGACGAUUGUCCACGUGGUUACGCUUGGCGAGCACUUUUAGUUCGUCAUCGAGCCAUUGUUCACGGCGAUCGAAGGAAUUAUCCUUGCGAAAAUUGUCCGAGGUCGAACACCCGACAGGUUUUUACGGACCCGUCUAAUCUCCAACGUCACAUACGUUCGAAUCACGUUGGGGCGAGGAGUCACGCAUGCACCGAAUGCGGGAAAACGUUCGCCACGAGUUCCGGAUUGAAGCAACACACUCACAUUCACAGCAGCGUUAAGCCAUUUCAGUGCGAGGUCUGUUUCAAGGCGUACACUCAGUUCUCCAAUCUUUGCCGACACAAACGCAUGCACGCGGAUUGUCGCAUGCAAAUAAAGUGCGUCAAAUGUGGACAAUCCUUCAGCACGGUUACGUCACUGUCGAAGCAUAAACGUUUCUGCGAUUCAACGACACCGACUGGCCCACCAGGAACAAUGCCACAAUUACCAACUUCGGCGCCUAGUCCUUUCCUCGUUUAUCCGAGACCACCGGUCAGUCUACCAGGUGGUUUACCAUUUUAUCCGCCUAGCCUGAUGACACCGUAUCCCGGAAUAUUUCCAAAUGCACCGAACUUUCUAAACUCCCCGUUACUUUUCCCACCGAAACUCGACGACGGUGAUAAAAGAAGCGAGAGCCCGAAGAAGGAACGUUUCACCCCGCCAAGAAUUCAUCCCCAACACAGUAAGAUAUCGCCGUCGGCCGGCGAGGAGGCAACCUCGUUGUUCAGGCCGUCACCAGCCAGGCCACUCGUUCACCCAACGUCAGAGUCCGAAGACGAUCAGAGCAAGCGUCGUGAGAACCUCGGAAAGUCGCUAGAAAAAAAAAUGGAAAUCGAAACGGCGACGAAUUCUACGAACGAAGAAUCGACAGAUCAGCCUUUAGAUCUGAGGGUGCAAACGAAGAAGCAGGACGUAUCGAUAGACGAGAGAAAGAGUCGUAGUCCUUCGCCAGCGCCAAUAACCGUCGAGGAACCUCCGCCACCACCUGUGGAUCCACCGAGAACGACCGAAGAGGAAAACGUCGUACCGAUCCCACCGAUGGCUGUCAUCGAUACGAAGGACGUAACGAGUAGUCCGCGUCUCAGAACGAAUCUUUCAACAACGGAUCAAACGCCAACGAAUACUCCUCCGCACAUGGCGUAUCCCAGACCGAUACAUCCGAUGUUUCUGGAAGCCAUGUAUCGUACACCUGGAAGUACUUUUCCUGCAUUCCCAGGUGCUCCUCCUACGGCAGGAGGUGCUUCGGCCGAAUCGAGAUUAUUACCACCUCUUCCACCGUUCGGGCCACCCCGUGGACUUCCUUUUUUAGGGACACUAAUGAACGGGCUCAGCGGCGCCAGGCCAGGAGGGGGAUUCGACCUGCUUGCCAGGCCGCCGAUGGGUGCGUUCCCCGGCGUGAAACCGUUUCAAGAUGCCGUAAUGCCACCCCAUCACCAUCAUCAUCACCAUCACCAUCAUCACGCGCACGGUAAGAUAAAGGAUCGUUACUCGUGCAAGUUUUGCGGAAAGGUAUUCCCGAGAUCGGCGAAUCUUACUAGGCAUUUACGUACCCACACCGGCGAACAACCUUACAAGUGCAAAUACUGCGAAAGAUCGUUCAGUAUAUCCAGCAACCUACAACGACACGUUAGAAAUAUUCAUGACAAGCAACGACCGUUCAAGUGUCCCCUUUGCGAGAGAUGUUUCGGUCAACAAACCAAUUUGGAUAGACAUUUGAAAAAGCACGAGGCAGACGAUGGCAGCGGUGUUGUCUCCGUAGCUGAUUCUCCUGGCAGUAGCAACGAGAACGAACGAGAGGACACGUAUUUCGAUGAGAUCAGAUCGUUCAUGGGUAAGGUAACUUAUGGUGGUGAACCUGGUUAUCAUUUGCCACCUCAUCCAGCAUAUUUGUCCGGUCGUUUGCACGAUAUACAUGAGUCCAAAAUGGAAACUGAAUACGACGAGGACGAGGACAGCGAGGAAGGCGUUUCACCUCUCGAAGAGGCUGACGGUCUUUCGCCCUUAGAGACCAAAGAUUCUCCCUCGCCCUCCCAAUACGAUCUUAAGUUGAGAGACAAACAGGAAUUGCUCAACAAUAAUACAGCCGAACCGGUUAUCGAGAUCUCCACAUAACCGAAAGAUCGUAUCGACUGAUACUACUCGCUUAUACCUCCUUCUCUAACCCUGAUCAUUUAAUCUCUGACGAUGGAAUAAAUGGAACAACGAUGCUACGAUCGUCUCUUCAAGAUCCAAUCAACGAUGAAGAUUUAUCAAUGAUGGAGAUCGUUCGUUCGUUCGUUCGUUCGUUUCAGCUGAACGAAACAACUAUAGUGUGAAAAGAGAAAAAAGAAGAAAGAAAAAAAACGAACGUCUUUCGUUCCUCCCUCUUUUCCAUUUUCUUUUUACUACCCCUCUUCGUGUGUGGUUCUUUUUUUUUUUUGUUGUCUUAAUCCAUCAAAGACACAUGAGUGGACAAAAAUGUAAUACACUUUGUUAACGUGUAUAACAUUUAUUCUCGAGCGAGUUGCACGGCUGGUUGGACGAGUUUUAUGGGAAAAAAAAAAAAAUAACAAAAAAGUAAAAAUUGAAAAAGAAAAAGACAGCGAGAGCGAGAGUGAGAGCGAGAGAGAGAGAGAGAGAGAGAGAGAAAGAGAGAAUGAGAUCGAACUUAUAUGCGUGCUUUUACUAUUAUCAUUAUUAUUUUUUCUUUUUCUUUUUAUCGAACAAUGGUGUCUCGAGAAUCGACUAAAAAUAACGAGAGAAAAUAAUAGUUCUCUUAAUAUCUAUUGGAUAUGGAAAUCGUUGAAUCAUAGCUCUUUCUAUUUCUUUUUUUUUUCUUUUUUUUGGCUUCAGUUCUUUCGCAUAAAAACGAGGAACGUUAGCGUCGAAAAAAUUCGUGAAUAUAGACACGUACAAUAUAUAAAUAUAUAUAUAUAUAUACACACACAAAUACAAACGCAUACAGACAUACAUACAUACAUACACACACAGACACACAUAUGCAAAACAUUCUUCUAUAGUCUAGUUCCUAUGAGUAGCAUGAUCAAACAUACCCUUUUUAUUCUCACUGUCAAUAUUCGAAUCUACGUUCCUCGCACAUUAUUAUUUAUUGUACUAUUUUAUUAUUAUUAUUAUAUAUUAUUAUAUAUUAUUAUAUAUUAUUAAUAUUAUUAUUAUUAUUAUUAUCGAAAUUAUUUAAUCGUUAUCAUUGUCAAAUGUCGAUCAAGGAUGUACGGCGAUCAUGCGAACUUUUCUGAAUUAACUAUUGUUCGAUAAUCAUCGUAUUCGCAUUAAUUCUAAUCGACGAUCUGAUUCUAUCGGGACAAGAUUUCUUUUUUCUUUCUUUUUUUUCUCUUUUCUUUUUUGUUUUUUUUUUGUUUUUUUUUACAAAAUCUUGUUAUCGUCAUCGUUUCGCCGUAUCUCCUUUUCGACCGGCACGAUUCCGAGUUAUAGCGUCGUCGCUCGAAUCGAUCUUUUUAAUAGCUUCUUCCUACUCCUUGCAAGUUAAUGAAAUUGCGCUGCGUUAAUUUGUGAAUAUGAAAUGGAAAAGAAAAAAAAAAUAAAUAAAAAGAAAAGAAGAAAGAAAAGAUAAGAUAAGAAACAAAAAACAAAACGAAACGAAACGAUGUCAACCGUCGUAACAAAGAAAAGAAACAAGUAUGGAGAAACGGAGAAGCGAGAGAACAUUUUUCCAUCACCUAUGAAGAAGAUCCGACAUAGAUAUUUGCGUUGUCUCUGCGUUUUCUAAACUCUCUUAAAAUCGUCGAUCUCGGUAUUUUUCAAACGAUACAUUUCAUUCGAUUUAACAAACUUAACGAUUUAUCAACGAUCAACGAACGAUACGACGUUUCGUUGUUCGACGUUGAAAGAAAUCACUAUUUUAAUUUCCUACGUGAAUUUUCAAUUGUAUCAUCUGCGAUCAUCUGCUUUCGAAAAAAAAGAGAAAGAAAAAGAAAAGAAAAGAAAAAAGAAUCUUCAUUCGUUCGUUCGUUUGAUCGAACUAAUAAUGAUUUUUAGAUUCUCGUCGUUCCUAGUUAAAGUCAAAGAUUCACAUUUGAAAAUUGAUUCGUCGAAUCGAUAAGCGACAUCGAUUGAUAUUAAUCGUCACAUUGUAUUAUUAAAGUCAACGAUGAUAUUCGGACGAUAGGAUCGUUAAUUCACGAUGAUCGAUUUGGAACGUUAAUUCACGAUAAAUAAUACGUGUGAAAAUAGUUCGUUCGAUGUUGUUUGCCAUUUAACGAAACGAUUUAAAUUUGUUAGUCAAAAAUGAGGGGAAGGGAGAGACAUUUAAAAAAGAAAAAAAAGGGGGAUUUUUAAAAAAAGAUUAUUCAAUUCGUCUUCGAAGAAAUUUUAUCAAAUUUGAUCAAAUUUGAUCGAGUCGAUUGUACGAUACUCGUGUCGAGUCACGCUCGACAUCAGUUUGUCGAGUGUCACUCGACAUUUAUUUGUCGAGUGUGACUCGACAAAUCGAUUUUGAUUAGCUUAUUCUGCGUUUUACUCGAGUAUGAAAUCGAUCAUCGCGUAAAAACAACAUCGUAAAUAGAUUUAACACAUUACGGUAAUUGAAAAUCGUGAUAUAUUAUCGAAUCUCUCUCGUGCGUUAUCGAAUCAUUGGCGACGAUUUUUUCUCGCGAGAUCGUUCCUUUUCUUUCUUUUUUUUUUUUUAAUUCUUUUCUUUUUCUCUCGUCCUUCUUUUCUUUGAAUCUUUUUCGUUUUGUUUUAUAUUUCUUUUCCCAUUUUUUCUUUUCUUUUUUCUUUCUCCGUUUCUCUCUCUCUCUCUCUCUCUCUUACUCUCUUUUCAAUUUUAUUUUUACAUUCUUCCCUCAUCAUUACGAUUCGUUUUUUUUUCUUUUUUUCUUUCUUUAUUUAUUUCUUUUUUUUUUCUGUAACUGGUAACGAACGAAAUAAAUCGAAUGAUUAAUAUAAUUAAUUGAAUAUUGCUUUUAAACGCUGUCGUUUUAAGUUAGAAGAAGGAAGAGAGAAGAAAGAAGAAGGAUGAAAAUAAGGAGAGGAAGAGAAGACAAUUUUUAUCGGAUAGUCCACGAAGCCAAAGCGACGAAAAGAAGUUGAGAUAUUAAUUAAAUAGACGCGACUUGUUAGGAGCAUUUACGAGAGAAGAAAUAAGAGAGAUUAGAGAUGAAAAGAGAGAGAAAGAGAGAGAAAGAGAAAGAGAGAGACAGAGAGACAGAGAGAGAGAGGAUUAACGUGAGUAUAGUCAAGAGAGAGAAAAAGAAAGAAGUGAAGAAAAAAGAAGAGAAGAGAAGAAAUGAAGAAAGAAAGGAAGAAAGAAAGAAUGAAAUUUCUGCGCGAAAACUGUGUACAAAUUUCCAUUAGGUAGUAAUACGUUUGUAAAGAAGAGAAACAAGGGUUUUUCCGUGAAUUUAUAUACAUAGGCAUAUACAUAUUAUACAUAAUUAUACAUAUAUGAAUAAUGGAACUUUAGGGAUGAUGAUUCGUCGUUAGUGAGAAAAAGAGAGGAAAAAAGAAAGAGAGAGAGAGAGAGAGAAUGCGAGAGAGAGAGAGAAAGAGAGACGUUAUGAACGUAUUUACGUAGGACGACUCUCGAAAAGAGAGAAAAAGAGAGGGAGAGAGAGAGAGACAUAGCGAUCGAUCUCGUUAUCGAAAUCGCUCAUUAGUUAGGUCAUAGUUAUCGCAGUCGUAAUUGAAACAGACAGAAUAACCCCAUCCUCGUUUAGAAAAGGCCAGAAGGCGACGAGCCGUACGAUUAAAAUCGUAAAAUCGAGCACAUAAAUUAACAUGUAACAAAACACGCACACGUACACACUCACGCACAUACAGAUACGUACACUCUUACCACCCACACGCGCGUAUACAUAGGCAGGAUAAUAUAACGAAUAAAAUACGUGUGUCCCUACACGUAUACGAGAGGAAUGUUCUUUUUUUUUUUUUUUUCGUAUCGGUCAGAUAUAUAUUAAAAUAGAAAUUGAUUGUUCUCCGUUUGUACAAGAACGUUAUAGAAUGAUAAUUCAUUCAGAGACGAUGAACGAUGGGGCUUCUUCUAACUUCUUUUUUAACGUAAAUUUUACGAAUACGUGUUAUAUACAUAUAAUAUCUCUGUCUUCUCUGUCUCCUUUUUCUCUUUCACCGUAGACGAUAAUAAGAAGUUAUUGAAUUGAAUUAAGCAUAAUUACAUUGCUCAAAUAAUUAAGAACGAACUAUAUUACGACUUUGUGUAUCUAUACAUACUGUAUAAAACAAAACAAAAAAAAAAAUUGAAAAAAAGAAAAAAAAGAAACACCGACACAAACACACACAGACAGCAGAGGCGCGCGUACAUACAUACAUACAUACAUACAUCCUGUAACUUCAUUAUAAUUAAUAUUAAAAUAUUACAGUUCAACCUCGACAUCUAA
Vespula vulgaris is the source of this 7369-nucleotide messenger RNA. Its product is annotated as histone-lysine N-methyltransferase PRDM16-like. Gene Ontology annotation, cellular component: nucleus. The coding region runs from base 21 to 3128 and encodes 1035 amino acids. The transcript has 7 exons. Lineage: Eukaryota; Metazoa; Arthropoda; Insecta; Hymenoptera; Vespidae. The record is from RefSeq and is a predicted model, not a curated record.